AUGGCAGUCGUCGAGAACUGGAUGCCUCCCACGCGAGAGAAUUGGGAACUGGUGCAUUUCUACUUCAAACUCUUCCCACUGGUUACGGUUUUUCAAUGGAUCCAGCCUUGGUACGGAGCUGGAAAGACAUCCAGCGUCAGUCGACUCAACCUACCUGGAAAAAUCGCCUGGAUGACUAUGGAGACCCCAGGAAUGCUCACACUGCUCUACAUUAUGUAUACCUUGCCAGAAAAAAUCGGGCUCGCUGAGCUGCCCUGGGAGAACAAAGUAAUGGCUGGAUUAUAUACCGUCCACUACCUGUACCGUGCCAUUCUUUGCCCCAUUCUUGCGCCCUCUAUGUCCCCCAUCCACCUUUUUAUCUGGCUCGCCGGCCUCAGCUUCCAAAUCACCAAUGGCCUCUGCAUUGGUUCCUGGCUUGGAGGUUACGGCCCAACAUCCCGUCUCGACUGGACCAACAACGGUCAGAACUUUAUAUCCGGAGCCCGCAUUGAACUAGGCAUGAUGAUCUGGGCUUUCGGGCUGAUGGGAAACAUGUUCCACGACGACGACCUUCGCGAGAUCCGGCGAGCAGCUAUGCGGAACCAGAAGCAACAAGCAAAGGAGGCCGAGGAGAGCACCGGCAAAGGCAAGGCGGCAAAGAAAGGCGUCGACAAGGUAUACAUGAUCCCGAUCAAUGGACUAUUUCGUUGGAUCUUCUACCCGCAUUACCUGUUUGAGUGGAUCGAAUGGGCUGGUUUCUGGAUCGUCGGUGGCUGGCAUUGCGUGCCUGCUAGGACCUUCCUGCUGAACGAGAUUGCAACGAUGGUGCCGAGAGCAGUACAGGGAAAGAAUUGGUACGUAGAGCGGUUCGGCAAGGAGGGAACCGCUGGCAGGAAGGCGAUCAUACCCGGCAUCUUGUAA
This is a messenger RNA of Drepanopeziza brunnea f. sp. 'multigermtubi' MB_m1, 900 nucleotides long. RefSeq lists its product as uncharacterized. Gene Ontology annotation, molecular function: 3-oxo-5-alpha-steroid 4-dehydrogenase activity. Gene Ontology annotation, biological process: steroid metabolic process. The record is from RefSeq and is a predicted model, not a curated record. Lineage: Eukaryota; Fungi; Ascomycota; Leotiomycetes; Helotiales; Drepanopezizaceae. Gene Ontology annotation, cellular component: membrane.